CAAACAGCGCUGCUGAACGUGUAGUUACAAGUGAGAACAUAAAUACGUUGUUCCUACGACAUAAAAUAGAGAUUCCAUUAAACUUUUGAUAUGUUUAAAACUUUGUGUCAACAGUAUCUAAAAUCUUCGUUUUCUAAAUAUAAUUUAAUCACUAUGAAUCCCUAUUGUAAGGACGUAGCGUUAACGGAGCCAAUCCCUUUCUCGAAAGAUUUUCUUUUUCGUCAAAUGUUCGAUCCCGUGUCCAGUACGUAUACUUAUCUAUUGGCCGACAUCAACGAUAAGACCGCGAUCUUAAUUGACCCGGUCAUCGAAUGGGCAGAACGAGAUAAAACCAUUAUUCAGGAAUUGGGAUUAACGUUAAAAUAUGCUAUAAAUACGCAUAUGCACGCUGAUCAUAUCACCGGAACAGGAAAGCUGAAGAGUUUGUUACCUGGUUGCCAGUCAAUGAUAUCACGUAGCAGCGGCGCUAAGGCUGAUAUACUCUUGAGUCCGGAUGACCAAAUAAGCUUCGGCAAGCAUAAUUUACUGGUGUUGCCUACUCCCGGACACACCGAAGGUUGCGUUACCUACGUAUGCUACGAACAAGGUGUAACAUUCACAGGCGAUGCUUUGUUGAUACGCGGAUGUGGACGAACAGAUUUCCAGGGUGGCUCCCCGGAAGUCUUGUACAAUUCGGUUCAUUCGAAAAUCUUUACGCUGCCAGCAAAUUUCAGACUGUAUCCUGCCCACGAUUAUUCUGGUAGAACGGUAACCACGGUGGCCGAGGAGAAGGCCUUUAAUCCUAGAUUAUCUAAAUCCCUAAAUGAAUUUGUCGACAUAAUGAACAACCUUAAUCUGGCGUACCCAAAAAUGAUCGACAAAGCUGUACCGGCGAACAAAGUUUGCGGUCUAUACGAAGUUGCCAAGGAAUAGAAACCACGAAGAGAUGAACCGGGUGAUAUUUUUACGUUCAUCGAUCGGCUUGUUGUUAAUUCGAUUUGGUCGUUUUGCGUACGAUAAUAGCGCAUAAUAUUAGAAGAGUAUCAAUCGCACGGUAAAAAUAAAAGUAACAGUCUAAAAGCGAAA
Messenger RNA from Bombus pascuorum, 1065 nucleotides. RefSeq names its product persulfide dioxygenase ETHE1, mitochondrial. Bases 91 to 912 code for a protein of 273 amino acids. The record is from RefSeq and is a predicted model, not a curated record. Lineage: Eukaryota; Metazoa; Arthropoda; Insecta; Hymenoptera; Apidae. The transcript has 6 exons. Gene Ontology annotation, biological process: hydrogen sulfide metabolic process; glutathione metabolic process. Gene Ontology annotation, molecular function: sulfur dioxygenase activity.